This is a messenger RNA of Tremella mesenterica DSM 1558, 2605 nucleotides long. RefSeq lists its product as uncharacterized. Gene Ontology annotation, cellular component: membrane. Gene Ontology annotation, biological process: transmembrane transport. The coding region runs from base 1 to 2436 and encodes 811 amino acids. Gene Ontology annotation, molecular function: transmembrane transporter activity. The record is from RefSeq and is a predicted model, not a curated record. The transcript is spliced from 12 exons. NCBI's taxonomy places the organism in Eukaryota, Fungi, Basidiomycota, Tremellomycetes, Tremellales, Tremellaceae.
AUGACAUCUCUUCAAGAAGAAAUAACAAAUGUAAAUGUUAUAACGGAUCAUGAAUCUCUUCAAUCGAUAUCUACAUCUACACAUUCAACAAAUUCAACAAUAACCAAUCAUUUACCAUCAUCUUCAACUUCACAUUUAGAUAGAUCUGGUAUAGGAUCAACAUCUAAACCUAAAAGAUUAAUCUUUUCAGCUGCUCCAACACCUAACAAUACAUAUCUACCUUCUCCCAUACCAGAAGAUCAAUCAAGAGAUAAAGAUUAUUCAAAUGAAUCAUUUACAGAAGAACUUUUAUAUUCCCCAGAUGAUUUUUCAAUCUCACCUUCACAACCUAGUUUAUCACCUUCACAUCAACCUUCAUCAUAUUCAGAUCAUACUUCAGCUCAUUUACUUUCUUCCGAUUAUAAUAGUUCUUUAUCAAGUAUACCAAUAUCUUCUAGACCUAUACCUGCACCUCCUCUACCUCUAAACGAAACCAAUGGGAACAGCGGGACGGACCUUCUUUCUACGCCUUCGACAGUAGGACCUAAACCGACGGAAGAUCAUCUUGAAGCUCAAACUUUGAGAAGUACAGUGAGGUUGAAACAGGAAGAAGUGGAUGCUCAUAGGUUAAGACAAUUAGGUUAUGAUGCGGUUUUAGGAAGGGAUUAUACUUUUUGGAGUAGUUUGGCUAUUUCUUGGUUGAAUAUUGGGUGUUUACAGGGAACCAUCUUUGCAGUUUCAGGAGCUUAUAGUUACGGAGGUCCCUUGAUGAUUAUAAUCGCUUGGCCUCUGUCUGGAAUACUAUCCAUGUGUCUCACUCUCACCCUCUCCGAACUCGCCUCAGCUUACCCGGUAUCUGGCGCCAUGGCAAGUUGGGCUUGGAAGUGCGCCCGGGGCGGAGUGGGUGGGGAGAGAGGGUGGGGUUGGUUGAUGACUGGUUUUGUGCUCGGGGGACAUGUGGGCAAUGUCCUGUUAGUUCUCUGGGAAGUAGCGGAAAUCGUCACCGGUACAAUGGGCCUUUCAUUCGUCUAUAAUCCAAAAGACUGGCAACUUCUUCUAUUCUUCCUCGCGGCAUUGGCGAUAUGUGGUACAAUACAAGGAACGGGAUGGGGGAGAAGCCAUACUUUUUGGUUGGUAUCUGGUGCUUAUGGCUUUACGAUGUGGGCCGUUUUAGUUAUCACUUUGAUUGUUGUCAUUGCUUCUAGGCCAUCUCAUGCCAGCUUCCGUCACAUGUACUUCAACGACACUGGCUUCUCCUCUAAAGCGUAUGUUUAUCUCCUCGGAUGGACAUAUACGACAAUUGCCAGUGGAGCGGAUGCGUCAGCUCAUAUGGCGGAGGAAACGAAAAAUCCAGCAAGGAACGUACCGAAUGCCAUGUCGGCCGCGAUGGCUUUGACUUAUGUUUUGGGGUAUAUCUCCAUUGUUCUUCUCCUACUAGCCAUAGACCCUAAAGACGGGAAUGCUGUCCACAACCAUCCCUUCGCCUUCGGUUACGUCCUCGAACAAGCUGUCAAUAGACAAGCCGCCAUCUCCCUGUGUUGUCUUUUGAUAGUCGCUCUUCUACUUCAGAUCAUGGCUCAACUACAAGCGUCAUCACGCUUCGUCUUCGCCCUAGCAAGAGACAACGCGUUACCCUUUUCGGAAGCUAUCAGAAGGACGAAUUCUGCUAAGCAACCUGUCAUAGCUAAUUGGGUGGUGGUUGGAUUAUGUGCACCAUUCGCGUGUUUGUUGAUUGGGUCACAUAACACUUUGUAUAGCGUUGUGGCUGUCGCUUCGAGUACUUUAAGUUAUGUGGGAUAUACCGUCCCCGUCAUUCUUUACCUCCUCUCUCGUCUAGAUCUCCAACAGGAAGGUCGUACCUCUUGGUCAUUACGAGGUCUCAGUAAACCCGUUGCUGUCGUCGGAGUCUUGUUCGGUCUGGCCGUGGUUGUCGUUCAAGCUCUACCGGGAUCAAAGCCAAUAACGGCAGAUUCGAUCAGUUGGAGUCCGGUGAUUUUCGUGGGGACUUUGUUGAUCUGUUUUUUGACGUGGAGGUUUUAUGGCGACAAACAUUACUCCGGUCCAAUUCGCGCCCUUACUAAAUGGCAAACCGGUGUAGAGCUCGAUCUCCAAUCAACACUCGCUUCUCGAUCCCGAACUUCCAAACCAUCCGAACCGACUCAACCAUCAGCCACAUCCGAGAGUCGUUUCUGUGAAGGAGAAACUCCUGAUGCAGCGAUGAAAUACCCUAUUCAAGGUUACUUCCCAGAACACGUCCCGACAGUUAUCGUUGAACCUGCCAGAACAUUGGAAGAUCAUUCUUUCGGUACUGGUACUGAAUGGACGGAUGCGAGUAUGACGGAUCUUGAAGAGGAUGGUGAGGUCAGUAGAGGUACUGUGACGAGUGGAGGUGGGAGAAGAUCUACAAUUGUACGUUGGACCAGUAUGAGCGUCAUGCCUAGUGUAUCGGAGGGAUAAGCUGGGAGGGAUUGAGGAUAGAAAAAAAGAGAAAGAAAGAAAAAGUUGUACUGUAGUAUCUGAUAUAUAUAUCAAUUGGGAUUUGGUUUGUUUGGUAUAUUUGAUAACAUCAUUUUCUUUCAAUAUGGAUUUGAGAUAAAGAUGAGAUAUGCAUUAUGUACUCUGCUCA